UUCUGACUAGACUGAUCAGCUGUCAUCCGUGCACCACAUAGCAAGGAUGGCACUAAGCGGCUCUUAUUCUUUAGUUGAAUAUUUUGGUGGAGAUGAUGGCUACCGCUGCGGAUACUGUAAAAACGAAAAGGGAAACUUUUCUCAUGGAAUGUGGUCUCAUAAUAUGACUGUACAAGACUAUCAAGAUUUAAUUGAUCGGGGAUGGAGAAGAAGUGGGAAAUAUGUUUAUAAGCCCAUAAUGAAGAAGACAUGCUGUCCACAGUAUACUAUCAGAUGUCAUGCACUGAAAUUCCAGCCUUCUAAAUCUCACAAGAAAAUCCUGAAGAAAAUGAGCAAAUUUAUUUCCAAUGGGGAGUUGCCAGCAGCUCCGGACGAGGGAGAGCCGAUGGACUCUGCUUCCGGGGAGGCUGGUCCACCUGAACCCACUAAAGUCUGUCAAUCAGACUUGAAACAUAUUGCUGCCACGGAUAGUGAAAAGAAUGUACCAAAAUCUCCCAUUGUUACAGAAGUUAAGAAAAACUUGGUGGAUUCUUCAGCUGCAAGCUCAGAAAAUUCACAGAACGACUCGGCUUCUGUCUCAGGUUGUGAUACCGCUGCCAAAGCUCCUAAACCAGGGAUGGGAGCUGAUCCUAGCCGGCCGCCCUGCAGAAAGGCCAAAGAUUUAAGAAAGGAGCGGCGUCUUCAGAAAGACCAGAUCAGACAACAAGGCGAUGGAGUCUCAUCUACUAAUGCAGCCAGUGCCAACCAACCCAAAACAUUGGAGGAUUUCAUGAGCGAGUCUUUAGGGGAGAGCUCCUCUCACCGCCUCGAGGUGAGGCUAGUGCGCUCCAAUCCCCCUAGCCCGCAGUUCAAAGCCUCUUUCGACGCCUCCUACCAGGUGUACAAACUCUACCAGAUCGUCAUUCACAAGGAUCCUCCUGAAAAACCCUCCGAGAGCCAGUUCCGGAGAUUUCUUUGUGAUUCACCACUAGAGGCAGAACAGUCUCCCGAUGGACCAGAGAUGGGAUACGGUUCCUUCCACCAGCAGUACUGGCUGGAUGGACGCCUUGUGGCAGUGGGAGUGAUUGAUAUCUUGCCUACCUGUGUGUCUUCAGUCUAUCUGUACUACCAUCCAGACUUUGCAUCGCUUUCUCUAGGGUCAUACUCUGCUCUCAGGGAGAUUGCUUUUACCAGGCAGUUGCAGAAGCAGUCGUCCAAGCUGUGCUACUACUACCUAGGCUUUUACAUUCACUCCUGCCCCAAGAUGCGUUAUAAGGGACAGUACCGACCUGCUGACCUCCUCUGCCCAGAAACCUACAUUUGGGUGUCAAUAGACCGAUGCACACCUCUGCUGGAUAGCUCCCGCUAUGCUCGGUUAAAUCAGGAUCCAAAUGCAGGAGACGCACGAGCGGUGAAGGAUGUGGGCAGAGCUCUGGUGCUGAACAGGCGGACCGUCAUGCCUUACGCCAUCUACAGCCGUAAACGUAAGGGGCCCAGCGACCAGGCAGAGGUGCAGCAGUACGCCAGCCUGGUCGGUCAGGACUGCGCAGAAAGGAUUUUACUCUAUCGCUCCUGAACACGAAGCUUCGCACAACUGCCUCCUAUUAACCUGCAUACAAACUCAUCGCCCAAAAAUAUCCCCUCUUUGUCUCUAAAAGUGCUCUGUGCGGCAGCCUCACUAUGCGGACUUUAAUUCAUGCAACAAACAUGCACCAUCUAUGUACCUGCAUAGUAGGUGUACUGGUACCCAAAUAUGCAUUGAGUUGCAUCUCAAUUAAACAAAACUUUGAAAAGCUAAUUCCUUUCAGUAACUUAACAGUGAGGAUUUUCUCCAAAAGUGAUUAUUUCAGAGGUUAAUUUCAGCUAAUUUUGAUGAUUAUGGCCUAAAAUACAAAUUAAUUUA
This is a messenger RNA of Cyprinodon variegatus (sheepshead minnow), 1882 nucleotides long. It is a transcript of the gene ate1, whose product is annotated as arginyltransferase 1. Gene Ontology annotation, biological process: protein arginylation. Gene Ontology annotation, molecular function: arginyl-tRNA--protein transferase activity. The transcript is spliced from 12 exons. Gene Ontology annotation, cellular component: cytoplasm. The coding region runs from base 47 to 1555 and encodes 502 amino acids. The record is from RefSeq and is a predicted model, not a curated record. NCBI's taxonomy places the organism in Eukaryota, Metazoa, Chordata, Actinopteri, Cyprinodontiformes, Cyprinodontidae.